UCUUCGAUACGCCGCUGAAGCCAUGCCGAGAGCAAGCUACCGUGGAGGGGCGGUUGCAGGGCCUCCCAGCAGGGCUCAGGAGGACGGGAGCCUGCAGAAUGACACAUCUCACAUGUCAUUCGAGGAGCUGUUGGAACUGCAGAGCCAAGUGGGGACUAAAGCCUACAAACAACUGGUUACAGGAAGCAGCACUAAGAAGCAGAGUUGUAGACCACCUGUCCAAAAAGCAUGUGUUGCAGAUAAGCACAGGCCUCUGGAAAUGUCAGCCAAGGUCCGGGUGCCAUUUUUGCGUCAGGUUGUCCCCAUCAGUAAGAAGGUAGCCCGGGACCCCCGCUUUGAUGAUCUGUCAGGGGAGUAUAAUCCUGAGGUGUUCGAUAAAACAUAUCAAUUCCUAGAUGACAUCCGAGCCAGAGAGAAAGAGCUGGUGAAAAAGCAGCUGAAGAAGCGCCGUUCAGGGGAGGAGCAUGAGAAGCUACAGCACCUGCUUCAGCGAAUGGUGAGAAGGUCAGAGUAUGGGGCGGGAGGUGAUUCACAGUCCCUGCCGUUCACCUGUCUCACUCCUCUCAUCUCGGCUCCACAGGAGCAGCAAGAAAUGGCCCAGAAGGAACGAAAGCGGCAGCAGGAGCUGCGCCUGGCCCUGAAGCAGGAGCGGCGGGCUCAGGCCCAGCAGGGCCAUCGGCCAUACUUCCUGAAGAAAUCUGAGCAGCGCCAGUUGGUCCUGGCUGAGAAGUUUAAGGAGCUGAAACGAAGCAAGAAGCUAGGGAGCUUCUUGAGUCGAAAGAGGCGCCGAAAUGCAGGCAAGGACAGACGACAUCUCCCUUUGAGCAAAGAGUAGUAAGCAUCCAUGCUCAGCUCUGCUGCUGCCCCAGUGAGAAGUGCAUCUGUGGGGACACCUUUGGGCUUGGCCUGUUCUUGUUCUUUCCCAUUCAACGGUAAGGUCACAGCUGCCUUGGAACUCGCCUGGCCCAGAGAUGACUCGAAGCCUCUUGGACUGCCUAAGAGCUGAAAAGGAAGAGCAGCUGAGCCUUCUGCCAUGCUGCACUUUGUCUGCUUGGAUCUGGGUCAUUGUCCUCGUGUCCUCCUCCCAUCCUUGCCUUAAUGAUUCUGAUACAGAAGGAAAAGAACCUUGAGGCUGGUUGAAGGCCAGAGUCUGAGUGGCUCCCAGGACUGCGACUUCACGCAGGAACCAGUUCAUAAACACUCCCGUGUCUCAUCUUUUUAUCGUGCUGCUUUUGUAGGUGGCCUAGAACUACUGUUUCAGGGACCAUAUGUGGGUAGACAGUAAACCUAAACCUCCUACAAAGUGGGAGGUCAGAUCAGAGGCCCUUCCUCCUUCAGGCCAACAGAUGACACCAUCAUUCAAAGAGGGACCCAAUCCCACAACUCAUCUUCUUAGGUUUGGUUUUAGAUGCAAAGGGAGGUAGGAGGUGGGGACAGAAAGUAUCCCUGGUGAUAGGUAAGCGCAGCUGGUUCUCAGUACUGUUUGGGUGGAGAAUUCAUACUGCCUGUGGACUGGAGUAUCUUCACGCUACAGUUCAGUUUAAAGUGGUCUCUGGUUGGGAGUACCUCCAGGUAUACCUGGCAGAAGCAAAUGCAUUCCUCUCUUUUUUAAAAAUAUCUACUUAUUUUGGUUGUGCUGGGUCUUAGUUGCGGUUCACAGGGUCUUUGUUUCAGCGUGCAGAUUCUUAGUUGCAAUAUGCAGAAUCUAGUUUCCUGGUCAGGUUGAACUUGGGAGAGUGGAGUCUUAGCCCCUGGAUCACCAGGGAAUUCCCAAAAUGCAUUUCUCUCUUGAGGAUUGUACUUUAAACCCAGGCUUCAAGGAAUUCCUUCAGAUAAAAUUUCAAGGCAUACGAGCUUAUAGUGAAAACAAGCACAAAAGGAAAAAAAAAAAAGGAUAAGCAAGAGUCAUUAGGAACAACAGGCAACAGAAUCAGACCAGCAAAGUCUGAGAUGUUGGAAAUGUAAAAUACAAAAAUAUAAAAUGUCUUAUUUAUGUUUAAA
This is a messenger RNA of Budorcas taxicolor (takin), 2001 nucleotides long. It is a transcript of the gene RRP36, whose product is annotated as ribosomal RNA processing 36. The transcript has 6 exons. Gene Ontology annotation, cellular component: nucleolus; 90S preribosome. Bases 23 to 835 code for a protein of 270 amino acids. The record is from RefSeq and is a predicted model, not a curated record. Gene Ontology annotation, biological process: maturation of SSU-rRNA from tricistronic rRNA transcript (SSU-rRNA, 5.8S rRNA, LSU-rRNA). NCBI's taxonomy places the organism in Eukaryota, Metazoa, Chordata, Mammalia, Artiodactyla, Bovidae.